UACUACACCCCUUAUUCAACUUCUUUCCUACAUAUAAAACCUUUCUUCUUCUCUCUUCCCAAAUCUUUUUCCUCUCUAUUUUCUUAACCAAAGCCAUCUCUCAAACUUCAACUUCAACCAUAGUCCAAACACAUACAUAUGUACUUUUAAAAUAAAAAAAUCUAGGGUUAUUAUUAUAUGGAUCCUCAUCUUCAUCACCAUCAUCAGCAACAACAACAACACCAAUUUAGUCAUCAAAGUGUGAAUAUCGAUACGACUAGUGGAGGGAUUAAUAUCGGUGGCGGUGGUGAUAGGUUCCCUCAAUGGAGUAUUCAAGAAACAAGGGAUUUCUUGAUGAUUCGAGCCGAGUUAGAUCAAACUUUUAUGGAAACAAAAAGGAAUAAGCUUCUAUGGGAAGUCAUAGCAACAAAGAUGAAAGAAAAAGGUUACAAUAGAAGCCCUGAACAGUGUAAAUGCAAAUGGAAAAAUCUUGUUACGCGUUAUAAGGGAUGUGAAACGCUUGAACCGGAAGCUCUACGACAACAAUUUCCAUUUUACAAUGAGUUGCAAGCAAUUAUUGCAGCUAGGAUGCAAAGAAUGUUAUGGAUAGAGGCAGAAGGUGGUGGUGGCGGUGGAGGAGGGGCUAGCGGGUCGAAGAAGAAGACUAUAUCUUCUGAUGAAGAGGAAGAAAAUGAGGAUAGUGAAGGAGAAAAGGUUGGCAAAAAGAAAAGAAAGAUUAAGGGAAAUAUUAUUGUUGGUAGUUCUAGUGGUGGGAAUAAUAAUAAUUUAGUCAGUAGUUUAAAGGAGAUUUUGGAUGAUUUCAUUAAGCAACAAAUGGCAAUGGAAAUGCAAUGGUUAAAAGCUUAUGAAGAAAAGGAAGAAGAGAGGAAAAUGAAGGAGAUGGAAUGGAGACAAACAAUGGAGGCUUUAGAAAAUGAGAGGCUUAUGAUGGAAAGAAGAUGGAGAGAAAGAGAAGAACAAAGGAGGAUGAGAGAAGAAGCUAGAGCUGAGAAGAGGGAUGCACUUAUCACAACUCUUUUGAACAAGCUUAGAAGAGAAGAUCACAACAUGUAGGGUGCACGUACGUACGGUCAGACCUCUCUAAAACAAUCAUCAUCUAUAACAAUAUUUCAAUAUAACAAUCAAGUUUUCUUUGGAACAAUUCUUUCAUGUUAUGUUAUGAGUAUCAUAUGUUUCCAAUACUGUUAUGGAGAGGUUUCACUGUAUUUUAGAAUAUAAAGAAAGUGGAAUAUUAGCUAGCUAGCUGAUUAGACUAACUUCUUUUAAUUUCUUGAUUAAAUUUUUGCUGAUGAUGUUCUUGAGGAUAGUUAAAAGGAGUAGAGAAAAAAAAAACAAGAAGCCCUGUGAUAAGAGGUUUGUCUUGAAGCUCUCUUCUUGUAGUGAAAAAACAAAGUAAGUGUUAGCUCUAUGCAUUUUAUGUCUCUUCUUUUCUUUAGUUUGUAAUUUAUAAAAUUUCUCACUUUCUUGA
Molecule: messenger RNA, 1468 nt
Organism: Solanum dulcamara
Lineage: Eukaryota; Viridiplantae; Streptophyta; Magnoliopsida; Solanales; Solanaceae
Product: trihelix transcription factor GT-3b
Exons: 3
Coding region: 178-1053 (291 amino acids)
Source: RefSeq, a predicted model, not a curated record